Molecule: messenger RNA, 1281 nt
Organism: Corylus avellana
Lineage: Eukaryota; Viridiplantae; Streptophyta; Magnoliopsida; Fagales; Betulaceae
Source: RefSeq, a predicted model, not a curated record
AUGUCGAGCAUCCCGGAAGAGCUAAUUGACGACAUUCUUUCCCAGUUACGCGUCAAACCCUUAUUACGUUUCCAGUGCGUUUCCAAGUCAUGGAACGCCCUAAUCAGACGCCCAGAUUUCAUCAAGAAGCAUCUCGACCGCUCCAUUCAGACCAAUAAGGAACGCACUCUCAUUGUCAAGGAACGGGACUCCGAUUACCUACUGAAUUACUUCUCGGUGCGUUUACACGACGACGGUCGGUUUGGCAGGGUCGUGAAGAUACACCCGCCACUGCACGACCCAGAUAGGUUCGCCCAAAUCUCGGGCUGUUGCAAUGGCCUGGUUUUUAUCCACGACCUGGACGCAGAGAUCGUGAUUUGGAACCCAUCAAUCAAAAAGUACAAGAAAUUACCCUAUGAGCCUUCACGACCCCCUUCUGGUUUCUACAAAUAUUCGCUGCCUCAUUUAGCCUUCGGACACGACCCGGUUAAUGACGACUACAAGGUUUUGAGGGUUGAGGAAUUCUUAAAACUAAAUCCGCUUUCAAGAGCGUUUGAAGUCAAUAUCUACAGUCUGAGAGCGCAUUCUUGGAGAAGGGUCGAGGACGAAUGGCCUUACCAGGAGUCAUAUAUUUCUCGUUGUGAAAUGGCCUUGAGCUCGAAGUCCUUAAACGGUGCUUUGCACUGGUUGGUUACUCCUUUAACUGAAGGUGCCCGUCUCUCUCGUUGUGAAAUGGCCUUGAGCUCGAAGUCCUUAAACGGUGCUUUGCACUGGUUGGUUACUCCUUUAACUGAAGGUGCCCGUCUCUCGCCAACCAUUGUCGCUUUUGAUCUUGCAAACGAGAAGUUUCGUGUGUUUCCGCAACCAGUUCCAUUGGAGUCAUUGGACCGCAAUGUGAAUAUGGCAUUGGAGGUUUUGGGAGGACGCAUGCUCCUAUGUGUUUGUGUUUGUGAGAAUGCUUCAGUGGGAUUUAAUGACGUCUGGGUGAUGAAGGAGUACGGGGUGGCAAGCUCCUGGACUUGGCUUUAUACCAUUGUGGGUGAUGAAUUGCCUUGGUAUUUUAGUUACUACAAGCCUUUGGUGAUUUCCAAGGAUGGAAACAAGGUUCUGAUGGAGCAGGAUCGCGAGUAUCUCUUUUGGUAUGACAUUAGAAAGAAGAGUGGCAGGAGGUUUAAUAUUAGGGACAUGCUUAGAAAUAAGAGUGGCAGGAGGGAUGGUUUCCCCAGUUGGUUUCAGACAGCUACAUGCGUGGGAAGCCUUGUUCUGCUUCAUGGUUUUAAUGCAUCAAGCCCUCUUGUAUGA